Asparagus officinalis (garden asparagus) is the source of this 1369-nucleotide messenger RNA. Its product is annotated as transmembrane protein 56-like. The transcript has 11 exons. The coding region runs from base 293 to 1108 and encodes 271 amino acids. Gene Ontology annotation, cellular component: membrane; endoplasmic reticulum. The record is from RefSeq and is a predicted model, not a curated record. Lineage: Eukaryota; Viridiplantae; Streptophyta; Magnoliopsida; Asparagales; Asparagaceae. Gene Ontology annotation, biological process: lipid homeostasis.
AAUCAGGCCCCUCCUACCAAAAUGUCCCUUAGCGUAUGUUUUUCGAACGUGAGGGUUCUUGGUAACUGAGGGACCAAAUUGCAAAGGUUUGAGAAUCAUUUCCCUUGCUUAUGGGAAGGAUAGAGCUCCAACUGCAGUUUCUUGCAGUUCAAUCCAAUCCAAUCCUCAAACCCAAAACCUCACCCUCUCUCUCUUUUGCAAUCUCUUGUUAGUUGGCGAAAGCUUGUUUCUUCCUCUCUCUCGGUUGCUCUCCUCAAGCUUCUGCGGUUUCUGAUUGGGAUUCAAGAUUAUAAUGCAGACUUCAGUUAUGGCGAUGAAGUCUUACAGAUUCCAGGCAGAGUUAUUCGUCAGGGACUAUUUUCUAACAGAUCCAUUUGUCCCAUAUACUUCAGUUCUGUGUGGCAUUUUCAUGUGCAAAAUGGCAUAUGAUCUUACUCAGUUAAUCAGUUCUUUCUAUUUCAAGGGUUAUGCUUCACUAACAAAGAUCCAACGGAUAGAGUGGAAUAAUCGGGGUAUGUCUAGCGCCCAUGCUGUUUUUAUCACAACAAUGUCAUUAUACCUAGUAUUCUUUUCAGAUCUAUUUUCUGAUCACCGUGAAGGGUUGGUUACAGUACGAAGUUCAAAUCUUUCUACUUUCGUAUUGGGGGUUUCAAUUGGGUAUUUCAUCUCCGACAUUGCGAUGAUAUUUUGGUUAUAUCCUUUGCUUGGUGGAAUGGAGUAUGUUUUUCAUCAUUUGCUCUCUCUUUGUGGUAUAUCAUAUGCCAUGUUGGCUGGUGAAGCGCAGGUAUAUACUUACAUGUUGCUGAUAUCUGAGGCAACCACCCCCGGGGUUAAUUUGCGAUGGUUCCUUGACACGGCAGGAAUGAAAAGAACAAACGCAUAUCUAAUUAAUGGUGUUCUCAUGUUCUUCGCUUGGUUGGUGGCCAGAAUUCUUUUGUUUGUUUACUUGUUCUACCACAUCUAUUUGCACUAUGAUCAGGUCGAGCAAAUGCACACCUUUGGUUACCUUUUGACAUUUGUCGUGCCUUCGGUAUUGGCGAUAAUGAACUUGAUAUGGUUUUCAAAGAUAUUGAAGGGGCUCAAGAAACAAUUAGCCAAGAGGCAGUGAAAGAUGGAGCUCUCUGUAUAUUAGAAGAUCCUUCUCUUUUCCUUGUAUAGAUAAGAGUUGUGAACAUAUUUUGAACUGUAAAGCAAAAGUGAUGCAGCCAAUGAGCAAGGGAAUUGAUGGGAUGGGUGGCUCUUGCGCUGAUUUGUCAGUUGUAUGUGAAUAUUGUUAGCUGGGUUUUUGCUACUUGGGGCUAGUUUCGCUCAUGUUUGAUUAAAUUUCCCAGGAGGAAGGUUGAAGGCUGUGAAUGUGCUUUGAAAAUGA